Messenger RNA from Styela clava, 2555 nucleotides. RefSeq lists its product as uncharacterized. The record is from RefSeq and is a predicted model, not a curated record. Gene Ontology annotation, biological process: regulation of DNA-templated transcription. Lineage: Eukaryota; Metazoa; Chordata; Ascidiacea; Stolidobranchia; Styelidae. Gene Ontology annotation, molecular function: DNA binding; DNA-binding transcription factor activity, RNA polymerase II-specific.
UAGAUUAGUGCCCUAAGGUAAGACUUUCAUCUCGCGAAAGUAUUUUUUGAACAUUGCACCAUGUCCAACUCACUGCCGUUUGGAAUGAACAGAAUAUUGGGAUGGCGAACCGAUGACAAUGACGUGACGGAAAUUCCGGACAACAUGACAUCAUCAACACGAGUACAAAUUACUUCUGUUGAAUCAGAACGACACUGCUCAGCAUCUACGUCACCUUGGUCCGGCGGAUCAUUUUCGUUCUCUCCGAUUCCGUCUCAGCGUUCAUCCAGCUGUUCGUCUCACCGCGGAGAAUAUGAUACGCACGACAAAAGGCCUGGAAGUGAAUAUUUGAAAUUAGGAUCGUCUCGAGAAGAAAUUGGCCGAGGCAGAAGUCAGAUAGAUGACGCAGUCGUUAAACCAACACCCAUCAGGAGGGAAUGCCUCGGGAAUGUCAAUUGUUCUACGGCAGAAUCGGACGUGCCGAUGAUCGGCGACGGCGCUCCGUUGCCCCUGGUACCUGACGCACAACAUCAGUCAGCCAUUGCUUUAGCACUUGCUGGGAUAUCAUCGGAUUCUGGUUACUUAUAUCCUGAUUUACUGCCAACGUACAGUCAAUAUCCAACAAAUGCAACAGCUUUGUUGGCUGUUGCUCAACAACAAUUGUUCAAUUCAUCAGCGUCCAAUGGAUUUUUACGGAAAUCUCCACAUGAUGCCAUACCACAAAUGAUCGAUCAACAACUUGGGCAACUGCAGCAAAAUCCAUUUCUUUAUCGUUUACCUAUGCUUUUGUCGAAUGUUCGUGAUUCCGGUGCUUUUACUUCACUGCCUGCUGGAUUACUGUCAAAUAUUGACCGACAAAAACAAUUACAAUGCGUAGACAUUACCCGCAGUAUGCCGUACAUGCUUGGUGGAAACCUCGUAAAGAAUGACUUGGCUCAUCCAUCCGCUUUAUCGCUGGGAACUUUGUCUAAAUCAAUAUACAAUUUAUUUCCUGGGAAGAUUGGUAUUUCAUCUGCAUCGCCAACAGGGGGUAUUGAAAAAGCAAAGCAGUUAAGCUCAAUAGAUUCAAUGUUUUCUUCAAUUAAUCCUCAUUUUGGAAGAAAACUAUCAGAUCCGUAUUCACCGUGGGGUAUCAUCGGCAAUAAAUCUCACGAUGUUGCCAGAUUCGUGGGUUCAGAUGAAAAUUCGGAAGAUUUGAAAAUAAAAAAGUGUCGGAGGAGUCGCACAGUAUUUACGGAGCUUCAGCUGAUGGGUUUAGAAAGAAAGUUCGAGCAUAAAAAAUAUCUUUCAACUCCAGAUCGCCUAGAGCUCGCCAAUAGUUUAGGAUUGUCUCAACUACAAGUUAAAACUUGGUAUCAGAACCGAAGAAUGAAGUGGAAAAAACAGAGUCAACUUAGCGGUAACUUGCAUGAGUCGCAACUGAAGCCUAAAGGACGACCCCGGAAGACUCCAGAUCCCAAUGAAAAAAGGAUUUUCAACAAUGAGACGCAGCAUCAGAUUUGUGGAGAUAUCAGAGAUUUAAAUAAAUCCCAUUCAGAGUAUAAUCCUGCUAUUAAAACGACGAGCUGGUCAGUUAAUAAGAUGAUGGAAGAAACAAAGUAUGGGACAAAAAACAAAAAAGAAAGAUCAUAUGCCUUCACCUCGAUAAAAGACCCAAAAACUGUGAAUCAAUUUGGAGUGUUUGAAAAACGUCAAUCUACAAUGACAGAAAAGGCCCAAUCGCCUGUUAAUACCACGAAAUCUUACAAAGAUGAAGCACCAAUGAACAAAUUAACCCACGAAAGGAUAACGAAUGAGCCGCUCGUAAAAAUAGCUGAAAUUAUUGGUGUAAAUUCUCGUACUCCGGAAGACACGCGCGAUUCAAGGCCACUUUCUUGACAUUUUAACAUUUGUGGCAGAAAUUAAACGAUUGAUAUUAAUUUUAUAAAAUAAAAAUCGUUAUUUCUGGAUAAAAUUUCGUGUUGAAAGUUUAUUGUACUAUACUGUGCUUCAUAUGUGGUAACAUAAUUUUUUGCUAGGCUUAACAAUGGAUGAAAAACCCAUAUUUUUGAGCAACUUUGAGAUGUGACAACCUUAUAAUCAUAGUUUUUAAUCGUGGAAUUGAUACUGCCCCGAUUUUUCAUCAAAUCUAUUCAAUAUAUGAGUUUAGGCGAAUUUUAUAUACAUAUGUAAUGUGAAUGUGCUAUUAGGUUAGACCUAUUUGCCUUUAUUUUACUCUCGGUCCUGCCUGCUACUCUAAGCUGUCGUUAGUGUUGAAUAAAGAAUGCUUCGGGGGAGGAUACGGAAAUAUAAUAGCAUCUUUGAAUAUUUGGCGAAUAUACAGUUUAUUUUACAUCUAUAUAUCUUAAUUCUCGGCCAGGUGACCGUCAUGAGCUCAAUAAAAUCGCUAGUUACCCUAUGAAUCACCCAGCGUUUUCCUUGUUUUGAGAAUUUGCAUUUUAGUGUGCCAAGUAAAAAUUUUCAUGACACUAAUAAAAAAUGAGUUGCAAAUUCAAAGGAAACAUGUGAUAUUUGCGUCACCUCAGGAAUAGUUCAAUUCUAAUAAAAGAGGUGAAAAUAACACCAUAUUGCCGUGU